CCGUCGCAGGUUGUCACAAUUAUCAUCGGUUUCAUAAAGCUGCAAAUCGAUCGAUACAAGACACGUCAGUACAGCAAAGUCGACAAGGGGAAGCAGACGCAGACGCCAGAGAUGCUCGAAGCACAACCAGUAACACGAGUACAAUCGCAAACCACAGACGAAAUCCCGUUCGGUAUUCGAGCGAUCGAGAGUGGAAUUGAGGUCGAUGGCGUUUGGAUCUCGAGAACCAACACACCGGUUGGCAGCAGUCGCUCGUCCAUCAUGACCGAAUCGAAACUUCCGCGAAGCUUCAAUAACUCCCGGAUUGAGCUCCCUCAGAUGUCAUUCCAGGGGUCAAGUCGCGACAGCUCAAGGGCGCCGAGCUCCUUCGACCGUGCAGUCUCAGCUGAGCGGUUACCCAAUGACGACUCGCGCUCUUCUUCGUAUGGGCCAGUUGCUGGAUCUUCCCGACAAAGCGCAUCCGGAAAUGCUCCGCGUAACUCAACUCUACAGUAUCACUCUGGUCCACCCUCGCCGCGUCAUGCAAGCCAUCGUGCUAGCCCUUCUGAUUCCUACAAAUCUAGUCGCCGUACCAGUGACGAGUCAGACUACAUGGCUGUUCAGCACGACACUUUGCCAUAUCAGACAGCCUACAUCAGGCCGGCAACUGGAUCUGUCCCCAACGAUCCUCGCACCGAUCUCGAUCUGCUCCAAACCCACCGCAUGUCGCAUGUAGCCGAGACUGGGCAACUCACACCCCGAGUUCGCAGACCAGGUAAUAGCGGAGAGUGGCUGGGCAUUGCGGACAACCAGACCUCAUCGCUCAAUGGUGUUAACUAUUUUGUGCCCCAGAAGACUCCCUCUCCUCCUCUGCCCACUGUUAUCGACCCGCGAGACGAAGAAGAAGCAGUGGCCAGUUCCGCGUACACAUAUGUUCAGGACAACCAUGCAACAAAUCAGGCUAGGCAGGCAAGACCGCUGAUGGAAUCAUACGCGCCAAAGGCCGCCUACUACCCCGACACUUACCAACCUCGCUUUCCUCAACACCAAAUGUCAUACGACGAGGUGCCCUACGAGGUCCAGACGCCUCAAAACGCGCAGCGUGACCCAGAAGUCCUUCGCAGUGUCAACUCUGGCUUCCAGGUUCUGAGGCCCGGCACAUUCGCGCCGCCAGUCCCAACACCAGAAGAAGAGGAGCUCACCGAGCGGAGACAGUCGAGGAAGCUUCAGAAGAAGCGCCGAACAUCGAGCGAAUCGCGGAAAUCAGCCUUUGUUGAGCAGGUCUAAGCCCUUUGCUCCUGUCACGUCAUUUGCAGCGUGUCUCGCGUCGUCAGGUCUACACGCACACGCUGCCAUCUCUUCUUCUUCUUCUUCAUCCUCCUCACGACCUUGUACGAUCUGCUCUCGCUAGUGCUGC
Molecule: messenger RNA, 1396 nt
Organism: Dothidotthia symphoricarpi CBS 119687
Lineage: Eukaryota; Fungi; Ascomycota; Dothideomycetes; Pleosporales; Dothidotthiaceae
Exons: 2
Coding region: 112-1266 (384 amino acids)
Source: RefSeq, a predicted model, not a curated record